CAAUAAUAAUACAUUGUUGGGUUCCAAGACUCGAGUGUGUCGCGGUCCGCGGUUCAGUCGCGCCCGAUACGCCGUCAAUCUUCGACGUCUUCGCCGAUCAUUUUUCAGUAGAGUUCUUUCUGAUUUUCCCCACGAUCUCCGCCACGCCACGACCGUAGGCCGAUUCUAUAAUUUUCUCGUCCCACAACGACUGUAGUAGGUAGUCGCGGCUUCCCGUUCAAGUCUCCAGACGCGACGACAUGGCCAAUUACGUUACCUCAAAAUGUACUCCUACCGUGUUUGCAUCAUCAAAUUUUGAUGCAAAAGAAGAUGCGAUUGCUCUUAAAAAGGCUAUGAAAGGCUUUGGAUGUGAUCAAAAAGUCAUAAUUGAUGUGAUUGCCAAUCGAGGUGUUGUGCAGCGCAUUGAAAUUGCAGAGGCCUUCAAGACAUUGUAUGGAAAGGAUCUGAAAAAAGAAUUAAAAAACGAACUAAGUGGACACUUCGAGGGCACCGUGUUGGCAUUGAUGACGCCACUUCCGGACUUGUAUGCAAAGGAGUUGCACGACGCUAUCUCUGGAAUAGGCACCCACGAGGAAGUGCUUGUUGAGAUAUUAUGUACAUUAAGCAAUUUUGGUGUACGAACAGUUUCUGAAUGUUAUGAAAAACUUUACGGGCACAGUCUCGAAAAGGAUAUUAAAGGUGACACAUCUGGCCAUUUCAAACGUCUUUGCGUAUCGUUAAGUAUGGGAAACCGAGAUGAAACGCCCACAGUUGAUGAGAACGCAGCGCGUUUAGACGCCGAGGCUUUAUACAAUGCAGGAGAAAAAAUAAAAUGGGGCACAGAUGAAUCGGAAUUCAACAGGAUUUUGGUUACAAAAAGUUACCAGCAUUUGAGACGUGUAUUUGUGGAGUAUGAAAAACUGGCUUCUAAGGACUUGGAAGAAUCAAUCAAAAGCGAAUUUUCUGGAGACAUUUGCAUGGGUCUAUUAUCCUUAGUGAAAUGUGUGAAGAGCAAAGUCGACUUUUUCGCUGAGCGUUUACAUAAGAGUAUGGCCGGCUUAGGAACAGAUGAUAAAACGCUGAUAAGAAUCAUCGUGUCUAGAUCGGAAAUCGACCUCGGAGACAUAAAACAAGUGUUCGAAAAGAAGUACGGUAAAAGUUUGGAGUCAUGGGUCACUGGAGAUACCUCUGGAGACUACAGGAAAUUAUUGUUAAAAAUUAUUGCUUAAACGACGGUUUCAUUUUUUUAUUCGCUGGUGAUUUUUCAUUUAUACAUAAAAUUAUUAUUUUUAAAUCAUUAUAUUAUUGUUAUUUAUAAUAAUUUUUCACCAAUUAUUUUAUAAUAUACAUUAAUUUUAAUUUUA
This is a messenger RNA of Rhopalosiphum padi (bird cherry-oat aphid), 1343 nucleotides long. Its product is annotated as annexin B9-like. Gene Ontology annotation, molecular function: calcium-dependent phospholipid binding; calcium ion binding. Gene Ontology annotation, cellular component: cytoplasm. Bases 240 to 1208 code for a protein of 322 amino acids. The record is from RefSeq and is a predicted model, not a curated record. The transcript is spliced from 7 exons. Lineage: Eukaryota; Metazoa; Arthropoda; Insecta; Hemiptera; Aphididae.